UGCACAAAUCUUUUGUAUAUUUACUUACAAUAAUUGUGUCGUUCUAUUAUUUUCGCUGGUCUAUCUUUGUUUAUCGUGUUUAAUCUUUUUAAUUGAUUAUUCUUACGUUAGUCCUAGAUUACUAUAAAAGCGGGAUUUACGAGCUAGUUCAUUAAACACAAACAGCAAUAUGCAGGUGCUAGCAGUUCUAUUGGUCGGUCUUUUAUCCGUCGCCUACGCGGACGUAGACCCUCUCUCAAACACUGCAUAUGGGUACUUGACGAGGUUCGGUAUCCCCGAGGCGGAGAGAAUUCGCAAGGCUGAAGAUGCUGCAUUAGCUUCUAGAAUCGUCGGUGGCGUCCCUGCCGCCCCGGGACAAUACCCUUACCAAGCUGGCUUAAUCUCCGACAUUAUUGGUAUUAAUGGGAAUGGAGUUUGCGGGGGCUCCCUGAUAUCAGCCAAUAGAGUACUUACUGCAGCUCACUGCUGGUUCGAUGGACAAAACCAAGCCUGGAGGUUCACCGUUGUCCUCGGCUCCGUGUACUUGUUCCACGGCGGUACCAGGGUCCAAACGAGCAGUGUUCAGGUGCAUCCUUCCUGGUUCCCCCUGCUGGUCCGCAACGACAUUGCUGUGAUUUAUUUGCCGCAAGCCGUGCAGUUCUCAGCUAACAUUGCUCCUGUCUCCCUCCCAAGUAACGCUGAAUUACAAGAGAGCUUCGCUGGUGAUCAGGCUAUCGCUUCUGGAUUCGGUAUUACUGCUGACGGAACCGGUAUCUCUAACAACCAAUUCUUGAGCCAUGUGCGCCUCAACAUCAUUUCAAACUCGGUCUGCCAGCUUGCGUUCCCUCUGGUUCUUAGUGAUUCCAACAUUUGCACCAGCGGCCUUGGAGGAACUAGCACCUGCCGCGGAGACUCUGGUGGCCCACUCGUCGUUGAGAGGAACAACAGACCAGUUCUGGUCGGUGUCACAUCAUUUGGAAUUGCUCUUGGCUGCCAGAUCGGAUUCCCUGCUGCUUUUGUCAGAGUCACAUCUUACAUGGACUUCAUCAAUGAAAAUUUGUAAAUGGACAAAAUUAUAAGUCUAUAUUUUAUAGUCAAUAAAAAUGUUUGAUAUAA
Molecule: messenger RNA, 1095 nt
Organism: Colias croceus (clouded yellow)
Lineage: Eukaryota; Metazoa; Arthropoda; Insecta; Lepidoptera; Pieridae
Product: brachyurin-like
Exons: 5
Coding region: 170-1042 (290 amino acids)
Biological process (GO): proteolysis
Molecular function (GO): serine-type endopeptidase activity
Source: RefSeq, a predicted model, not a curated record